AUGAAAAACAAUAUUACACCACUCCUGGUGUUCUUCUUUGCUUUCUUUGUCUUUGCCAUUGACUUGCCCAUGUGUGUUGAUGUCAAGACAAUUAAAGUUCAGUUAGACAAAUCACACACGGUUGUCCCAAAACUGCUUUCCAAAGUCUACCCAAAUUUAUCUCUGACUUUUACUUCCUCGGAUGAAAAAGUUGCCACAAUUGACUCCAAAGGUCUUAUUAUACCAAAAGCUGUUGGUAAGACUGAGAUCAGAAUAUUUAUUUCUGGACAUCCUUUAUAUGAAGCAACUAUAGUCGAGAUAUACCAACAAAUUGCAACUGAAAGCUUGAUUCUUCAGAGUGAGACUACUUCCAUCAAAGUUGGACAGAACAUUCAAUUGACUGUAUUCUCCGAGCCGGCCCACAAGAAGUUGAGUACCUCAGAAGUCAUUUGUUCGUUCUCAAAUACUUCGGUUUUGACUAUUUCAAAUGGAGUUAUGACUGGUGUUAAUGAAGGGACAUCAACUUUGACUUGUUCAUACACUGAAAAUGGAAAGGUCAUAACGCAGACCAAAGACUUUAUGGUGUACACAGUUAUCGCCACGGAUGCCAUUGUUAUAGAGUCUGAGUCUGACGGAGUUAAAGUUGGUCAGAUCAUUACUGUAAAAGUAUAUGCCAACCCUGGACAUCGCCCUUUGACAAACGCAGAAGUCACUUAUUCGUCGUCGAAUGAUAACAUCUUCACUGUGUCUAAUGAAGGAAAGGUCAAUGGAAUUUCAGCUGGUUCUGCAAAUGUUAGAGUCAGUUAUACAGAAAACGGAAACACAUUCAGUGCAGAAAAGACGUUCGUUGUUUCAAUAGCGGAAGUUGUGACAGACUCUAUUACUCUUGAAAGCGACUCAACUAGUAUCAAAGUGGGAGAAUCCGCGGUAUUAAGAGUAUACGCAAACCCCAAUAAAAGAAUUCUAAAUUCAAAUCAAGUCUCAUUCAGUUCAAAUCAUCCAGAUAUAUUGAACGUAAAUGGUGAAGGAAAAGUUACUGGAGUUAAAGAUGGGUCUGCAACUAUUAGUGUGAGUUAUACAGAAAACGGAAAGGUAUUCAGAACUACACUUAUAUUCGCUGUAUACACAGAAAUUGUUACAACAAGAAUUGGUAUUGAAGCGACAAUCACUGAUGUUAAGGUGGACGACAUAGUAUACAUCAACGUGUAUGCUUACCCAGCGAGCAGAAAGCUCUUAUCAAGUGAAGUUUCUUGUGUAGCAACAGACGCCUCAGUGAUACAAGUCAAUUCAAAUUUAUCAUUACAAGGAAAGAGUACCGGUACAACAACAGUGAAGUGCACAUACACUGAGAAGGGUGUGACUUUUGAAGACUCGAAAACUUUCAAUGUGUUUGUCGAAACCCUACGACUUGAUUCAGACCAAGACACCAUCCAAGAAGGUCAAUCAACGACUUUAAGAGUCUUUUUGAUGCCAUAUAAAACACAACUUUCAUCGAGUGAAGUUCUGUUGUCUUCUUCCAAUGUAACAGCCUUAAAAACUGGAAACGAUUUAACUGUCACUGGAGUAUUUGCUGGUACAGCAACAGUGACAUGUACACACUUGACUAAGAAUAUAGUUGUUACAAAGGUAUUUACUAUUACUGAAGAUCCGACUAUAAGAAUAACAUUUGAAGCUGAUAACAACACAAUGCAGAUUUAUGAUGAAAUGAAUUUGACGGCUUAUUUAGAACCUGGUCACAAAUUAAUUGGUGAAGACGAUACGAAUCUCUAUUACACGUCUGAAGAUUCAGACAUCCUCAAAGUGUCAGGCAGAAAAUUACUUGCAAGAGGGGAAGGAAGUACUCUUAUUACUGCGGUGUAUAACAAGAAUUAUGGUGAAAUUCAUGUCACUUCGGGUCAGACAUUUAAUGUCUUCCACGGAACUAUUCACGUUAAAAGUGUUACUUUUGCUUUUGAAAACAUCACUGUUGUAAAAGGAAACCCAUUCAGUUUCCAAGUCCAUGUCAAUCCACCAUUGGCUAAUAACAAAAUAGUUACUGUUGAUUCGUCAGUUGAAGGAUUUUAUCCAAAUAAAAACACUGUAAUACAGGCCGAGAAUAUAUAUACGAUUAUUCCCAAGAUUACCGGUAGAACAAUUAUCACUGCAGUGUCUGAUGAAGACUCUACACUCAGAGCUUCUUUCGAAUUAAUUGUUGAAGAGACUUCGACUCGUGGAGGUGGAGUUUUAGCCAAGGGAAUUACUAUAGAGGAUGGAUGGUUUGAUUGUAAUAAGGAGUGGCUAGGAAGAGACAAUGUGACUGUUCUUAAUUAUUCCACUACAUAUAUGAGUAAAGACAGUACUUUGUGUUGGGCUGCAACUACUGCAAAUCUGAUUGAUUGGUUCCAAAAAUCGAUUGGCUGGGACCAUGUUCCUCAAAAUACGCCAUAUGGUCCUUCUAAGUGGCCCAAUGGAACUGAUAAAGCGAAUGAUAACACGGCUUAUUCACAAAGUUUAGCAUAUGAAUACAUCAGACUUUGUACAACUGACGAUGGAUACUUUGUUGGUCAAGCACUGAAUUGGUUCUUUACAGGAGGAGACCACUUGCUAUAUGACACAUAUCAUGAAAGAGGUUUUAGAUAUAUUGAUUAUGUCGGUUUUGAGAAAAAGAAGAAAAUUGCUGCAGACAAUUAUCUCCCAAGAGAUCAGGGAAGAGAGUACUACAUUAACUACAUUAAAAAUACAGUAGUACCACAUUUCAAAAGAGGUACACCAAUGGGUCUUAAUAUCAACUACAUUAAUGGAGGAGGUCAUGCUAUAACCAUGUGGGGAUAUGAACUUGGUGAUUAUGAUAUGGUAGAUGCUGAGGAAUGUUACACUAUGAAUCAAGAAAAUUUGAAGGUAAAACAAGAAGACUUGGACAGUAAGAGAGGAGACUAUAUGAUCACUUAUUUCUAUAUCACAGAUUCAGAUGAUGGAUGUGGAGCUGUUGGUGGAUGCGGUAGAGUUACUAAACCAAGUCCAUUGGUCAGAAUUCCCGUGUUUUACAGAGAUAAUGGUGCUUAUGUGGUUACAGCUACUAAUUGUGCUUCCUAUGCUAAAGUUCUUUCAUUGACCACAUUCAACGUAAACUAUGGAGAAGUACCAGUGAAACGAACUGCGUAA
This is a messenger RNA of Entamoeba invadens IP1, 3120 nucleotides long. RefSeq lists its product as hypothetical. Lineage: Eukaryota; Evosea; Mastigamoebida; Endamoebidae. The record is from RefSeq and is a predicted model, not a curated record. Bases 1 to 3120 code for a protein of 1039 amino acids. The transcript has a single exon.